UUCACUUCCCUCACUGUCCUUUUACCACCAAAUAUACAAAAAAAGAGUGAGUUUUCUAUUAUCUCCAAUCUCCUCCUCCACCACCACCACAUUUCCAUGGCUACCGAAACCAAUCACAGCCCGUCAUCAGUCGACCCAAAAAGCGGCUUCUGCUACAAAACCAAAACAUACCAAAGCCUCCGCCCAAAAGUCCCACUUCCGCCGCCGUCUCAGCCGCUCUCCAUCACAGACUACACUCUCUCACAGCUCCACAAGUCCCCCACACCAAUUUCCAACAAAGCAGUCCUCAUCGAAGCAACCACCGACCGCCGCGUCUCCUACGGUGAGUUCCUCUCCCAAGUCCAUUCCCUCACUUCCUCUCUCAAAACUCGCUUCCCUUCUCUCUCCAAAGGCCACGUGGCAUUCAUCCUCACCCCGACCUCCCUACACGUCCCCGUACUCUAUUUUUCCCUCAUGGCCUUGGGUGUAACCAUCUCGCCCGCUAACCCGACCGGGUCGGACUCCGAGGUCGCCCACCAGGUCCGGCUCUGUAACCCGGUCGUCUCGUUCGCCACGUCAGCGACUGUUAAAAAGCUGAACAGACUGAACAUUCCACUCGGUACCGUGCUCCUCGACUCGCCCGAGUUCGACUCGAUGAUAAACGCUGAGGUGGCCUCGACUCACCGCCGAGUUGAGAUAGCUCAGUCCGAUUCGGCGGCGAUUCUUUACUCCUCGGGGACGACGGGGCGAGUCAAGGGGGUGAUACUCACUCACCGGAACCUAAUCGCGCUGAUCGCCGGGUUCGUGCAGCUCCGCCACUUCGGGGACCCGGACCCGAACGAGCCCGAACCGGUGUCGUUCUUCACGCUCCCGCUCUUCCACGUGUUCGGGUUCAUGAUGGCGGUUAGGUCGGUGGCGAAUGCGGAGACGAUGGUCAUCGUGGAGAAGUUCGACUUCGAGACGAUGCUGAGGGCGGUGGAGAAGUACAGGGCGACGUACAUACCGGUGUCGCCGCCGCUUGUGGUGGCGCUGGUGAAGUCCGAUUUGGCGAAGAAGUACGAUCUCGGGUCGCUCCGAAUGCUCGCGUGUGGUGGAGCUCCGCUCGGUAAAGAGGUCACUCUCAAGUUCAACGCCAAGUUCCCAAACACUGAAAUCGUGCAGGGAUAUGGUUUGACUGAGACUGGAGGAGGGGCAACAAGAUCAUUAGGCCCUGAGGAGAGUCUACGGUAUGGUUCUACAGGUCGCUUAGCUGAAAAUAUGGAAGCCAAGAUAGUUGACCCUGAAACUGGAGAGGCCUUACCACCUGGCCAGAGAGGGGAGCUGUGGCUGCGAGGGCCUACAGUCAUGAAAGGUUAUGUUGGAGAUGACAAGGCUACUGCUGAAACAUUUGCUUCAGAGGGGUGGUUGAAGACUGGCGAUCUUUGUUAUUUUGACUCAGAAGGAUUCCUUUUCAUUGUUGACAGAUUAAAGGAACUCAUAAAAUACAAAGCAUAUCAGGUUCCCCCAGUUGAGUUGGAACAUCUACUCCAUUCUCAUCCUGAAAUUGCUGAUGCUGCUGUGAUUCCGUACCCUGAUGAAGAAGCAGGGCAGAUUCCCAUGGCUUUUGUGGUAAGAAAGCCUGGAAGCAAUGUUACAGAGGCUCAAGUUAUUGAUUUCAUUGCAAAACAGGUUGCACCAUACAAGAAGGUACGGCGAGUGUCUUUUAUAAACUCUAUUCCAAAAAAUCCUGCUGGGAAAAUCUUAAGGAGGGAGCUGGUCGCCCUUGUCCUCCCUGCUGGUGCAUCUAGAUUAUGAUCAGUAUGCCUAAGACAUAGGAGAGGGGGCUGUUAUAAGAAAUUCAGACAGUUUUAACUAGUCUGAUUUUUAAUAUAACUCUAUGGCAUCCUUUUUAGGCCCCAAGACAAGCCUGAUCAGCACUGUCCAGUUACUGAUCACAAUCCAAGCAAAUAGGUAGUAGAGGAGUAAUAAUAGUACGUAUGUAGUUGACACACCAUUUUCUAUAAUUAUCCCAUCCUAUAGGCAAGUUAUGUAUUGAUUCUGAUGCUUUGUGCCUUUGUAGGUUUAAUGAUAGUAUAUGGUCAUUGGCCUCUUUUACUUAUCAAAAGUAACAGUAUACGGUCCUUUUUUUGUUCAAAAAAGAAAAGAAAAUAUAUGGUCAUUCCAAGGUGGGGCACGUCACUUCUCAA
Quercus lobata is the source of this 2165-nucleotide messenger RNA. Its product is annotated as AMP-dependent synthetase and ligase family protein. Bases 97 to 1773 code for a protein of 558 amino acids. Lineage: Eukaryota; Viridiplantae; Streptophyta; Magnoliopsida; Fagales; Fagaceae. The record is from RefSeq and is a predicted model, not a curated record. Gene Ontology annotation, molecular function: CoA-ligase activity. The transcript is spliced from 6 exons.